AUGAAUACAACUGAAUUUAAAGCAGGUAUGGAAAAAGUUGAUAUUGAGCUAAUCAAUUCAAUGUUAAAAGAGUUUUCAGUUGGUACACAUUUUCAGCAAAAAUUAGAUAGGGAUUUUAAAAAGAUACAGGAGUAUAUUGGGUCGAUAUUAAGCAAAUUAGACGAAUUACCAGAUACUGAAGAGUAUCAAAAAACUGUGGAUGAAUAUAUAGAAAAGCUAAAAACAUUAACAGACCAAAGCAGGAUGUUUAUUCAUAUAGAUAUGGAUGCUUUCUAUGCAAAUGUAGAGGAAAUGGAUAACCCAGAAUUAAAUGGUCAUCCAGUUGCAGUUGGUUCAAUUGAUAUGUUGGUUACAUCUAAUUACGAGGCUAGAAAAUAUGGUGUUCGUUCAGGUUUACCAGGGUUGUUGGCUAUGAAAUUAUGUCCACAAUUAGUCAUUUUACCAUCGCGUAUGGAUAGAUACAGAGAGGUCAGUUCAGUUAUCAGAAACAUUUUUUCAAAAUAUGAUCCAAAUUAUGUUUCGCCAUCAUUAGAUGAAGGUUGUAUUGAUAUUACAGAUUAUUUAAAAAACAAUGAAGGAUUAACACCAGUCGAUGUAGCAAACUCAUUACAAUCCGAUAUUUAUAACGAAACAACAUUAACUUCAAGUAUGGGUAUUUCAUGUUCUCCAUUGCUUUCAAAAAUAUGCAGCGAAAUUAAUAAACCAAAUGGCUUCUUUUUUUUAGAAAAUAAACACACUCAAGAAUUUAUAAAAACAAUUCAGAUUAAAAAAUUACCAGGUAUAGGCAAAGUAAGACAGGAGUUAUUGAAAACAUUAGGUUUGGUAACAGUUGGUGAUGUGAUCGAGCACCGUUAUGAGUUAUAUUUUAUAUUCCCAGAACAGCACAGGGAUUUACUUUUUAAGCAUGCCCUCGCAGUGCCAAUAUUCCCAAACAAAUCAUCAUUCAGAGCAAAUAAAAAGAAAACAAUGAUCAGUAAAGAAAAGAAUUGUAAAGAGUUAUACGAUGAAAAUGAUUUACAAGAACUAAUGGUGUCAUUACAUUCGCAGUGUAUAGAAAUGCUAUCAAUCGAAAAUAAAUUAGCAUGCUCAAUAAUUGUAAAAGUACAAGAUUUUUCAUUCAAAGUCACCAAUUAUACAUACUCAAUAAUUUCAACCAAAAAAUUGGAUAACCAGAGCCAGAAUAGCAGCGAUCCAAACGAAUCAUUUGGCAAUGACGAAUACUCCACCGAGGAGAAAGAGUCUAUGAUUAAAGAGGAGGGCGAUUACUUUUUAGAAAACAAUUCUCUUCCUACUACAGCAUCACCAAAUAAAAAGAAAAGGCAAAUUAUUUACCCAAAAACCUUUGUUGAACACACAGAGAAAAUUUGGGACAUUUUCAAUCAAACUGUAUCACCAAUAAAAUUCGAAUCAAUCAGGUGUUUGGGUUUAAAGCUUUGUAACUUAAUAGAAAAACCAGAAGAAUGUAAAUAA
This is a messenger RNA of Dictyostelium purpureum, 1470 nucleotides long. RefSeq lists its product as uncharacterized. The record is from RefSeq and is a predicted model, not a curated record. Gene Ontology annotation, cellular component: nucleus. Gene Ontology annotation, biological process: error-prone translesion synthesis. Lineage: Eukaryota; Evosea; Eumycetozoa; Dictyosteliales; Dictyosteliaceae. Gene Ontology annotation, molecular function: DNA-directed DNA polymerase activity. The transcript is spliced from 4 exons. Bases 1 to 1470 code for a protein of 489 amino acids.